Molecule: messenger RNA, 1611 nt
Organism: Osmerus eperlanus (European smelt)
Lineage: Eukaryota; Metazoa; Chordata; Actinopteri; Osmeriformes; Osmeridae
Gene: ubxn2a
Product: UBX domain protein 2A
Exons: 7
Coding region: 40-840 (266 amino acids)
Biological process (GO): nuclear membrane reassembly; Golgi organization; autophagosome assembly
Cellular component (GO): cytosol; nucleus
Molecular function (GO): ubiquitin binding
Source: RefSeq, a predicted model, not a curated record
CUUGCAAAACAAAAACUUACGCCCUUGUAUCUGUAGCUCAUGGAACGAAUAAAACACGAUCAGAUAGUUGACAAAACAUGCAAAGAAAGAUUUAGAGAGAGAACGAGAAAGAUGGAAAUAGUUUCUAGUGCUGAUGGCAGAGGGAGGGAGGAGGAAGAGGAGGCACCUAUCAGACGCAGCUUCUCUGUGGAGGAUCUUCUGGAUGAGGUGGAGAAGAUCAGCAAUGUUGCCUCAGGAAGUUCAAAGGUCGAGAUGGUGGUGAGGCUCUGGAAGGACGGCUUCACUGUCAACGACCAGGAGUUUCGUAGCUACUCCAUACAACAGAACCAGGACUUCCUGGAAGCCAUCAAACGAGGGGAGCUGCCUGUGGAGCUGGAGAGCAGGGCGGAGGAAGAGGAGCUGGAGAUCAACGUAGAAGACCUGACGGAGGAGACGUACGUCCCCAAAAAGAAGACCUUCCACCCCUUCAGUGGGCGGGGCUACAGACUCGGCAGUGUUGCUCCCAGGGUAGUAGCAAGGUCUCCAUCCAUCCAUGAGGAUGGAGAGUCACCACCGGUUCCCAUGGUGACACUCGACCAUGCCCUCCCUGUCACCUCGCUGCAGAUCUGGUUGGCUGACGGCAGGAGGCUGGUUCAGCGGUUCAACCUAUCACAUCGGAUCAGUGACGUCCAGGACUUUGUGUCUCGCUGCCAAAGGAAUGGCCCCCCUUUCAUACUGACGACAUCACUUCCCUUCCGAGAGCUCCUGGAAGAGGAGCUGAGUCUGGAGGAGGCCGACCUGGCUCAUGCCGUCAUCGUCCAGAGGCCCCUGAACACACAGCCCCCCUUCGGACACUCCUGACCAAUCACGAUGCUCACUGAGACCUGCAAUGUACACAGCUUGUCUGAGCCACUGCAAAGCACCCCGAGUCACAGCCGGCCUGGGGAACACACACACAAACACACAGGGCCCUGAUAUUAAACCCCUCUGCAUUCAUAGCAACGUUUGGGGGAAACCUUAAUUUCUCUCCUCUGGUCGGUCUAGAGUGGCAAUCAACAUAAACACACAGUGCACUGUGCCUACAGACUCACACACAUAAAUUGCCAAGACAGAGUUUGCAACACUUAGGAAAAAUCUAACCGUGGAUGUCCAGGGAGACGUUCCAGUCUGUCAUCUCAUAUGUGGGCAUAUGUGAAGCCCUCUGUGACAUGCUUGCGUGUAAAAAGGGCUAUACAAAUAAAUUUGAUUUGAUUUGAUCUCCCACAAACACGCCUCCUCGCUGAUGGCAAGUCUUCCAAUACUGUGACUGUCACUAGAAUGAGAACACACAUCUGGUUAUGGGGCAUUUGAAUUUGUUAAAAUAAUAAGUCGAAAGUGUGAAUAGAGAAGGGGUGAUAUUACAGUAUUCUCUUACAGUAUUUUGCUAUAGUAAAUUUGUUUCAGAAAACUGAAUGAUUUGCCUAACCAUUUUCAUAAACCCACAAAUUAUUUUGUGUUGUCUGCAUUUGAGAUGAGAACUUUCUUGUUUGUAUAAGGAUGUGGCUCUAUGUUAUAGAACUCAGUUUAAAUGUACAAAUUUUAUUUCAAAGAAGAAACAUCAUACUUCACAUUAAAUAACUUGGAACUGUUUAA